Messenger RNA from Bombyx mandarina (wild silkworm), 1685 nucleotides. RefSeq names its product G protein-coupled receptor Mth2. Gene Ontology annotation, biological process: cell surface receptor signaling pathway; G protein-coupled receptor signaling pathway. Lineage: Eukaryota; Metazoa; Arthropoda; Insecta; Lepidoptera; Bombycidae. Gene Ontology annotation, molecular function: G protein-coupled peptide receptor activity. Gene Ontology annotation, cellular component: plasma membrane. The record is from RefSeq and is a predicted model, not a curated record.
AUGAUGUUGGUUAAAGUUUUGCUUCUAUUUUCAAUAACUUUGUCGUUUCGUUCAGUGGACUGUUUCGCUAACAAACUCAGUGAAUCGGAUAUAUGUAAAAAUAAAAUAUGCAUACCCAAAUGCUGUGGUUUAGAUAAAUACGUGCACGGUAGAGAUAGCAAGUGCGCCUACACCGAUUUGAAGGAUGCAUUGAAUUUUUCUAAAGUACCUGUCUACAAAGACGACUUAACAACGGUGGUAACAACGCUGACUGAUCCGAGGUUCCAUAUGGUCGGGAAUGUUUUCGAAGAUGAUGAAUUCAAAAGUCUCGCCUACGACUUAAGUCGCACACGGAUCUACAACUUUUUUUUAUCUGAGACAGGUGUGCUCUACCUGGAGAAAUCAAACUUUUACUUACGAUGGACACCAAGGAACACUUCGAGAUACUGCGUUGACUACAGAAAAGUGAAAAGCAAAAACGCCUCUGUGGCCUGGGAGGCACAAUAUCGUUUCUUUACUGUUAUGGAUCCUGUAACUCAACCCGAAACCCAAACACUUUACAGAACUGCGCUGAUGAUCUCAAGUUUGUUUCUAUUAAUUGUGCUGUUGGUCUACGCGAUACUUCCAGAGCUCAGGAACUUGGGUGGUUUGAUUCUGAUGGCAUAUGUAGGGAGUCUAUUGUGCGCUUUCUUUUUGCUGUCUAUCAUACUGCUCGAUAUCAACUACAAAACAAACACUUGCAUUGGAAGUACUAUGGUGAUAUACUACAGUCUAAUAGCAAGUUUUUGUUGGAUGAACAUCAUGUCAUACGACAUUUGGUGGACAUUUAGAGGAUACGCUAAAGCAAGAUCGAUUCACCGUCGCGGUGAAAUCUUCAAAUUUCAAAUGUACUGCUUGUAUGGUUUUGGAGUACCUCUAGUCCUGACCAUACUCCUUGCUGUCAUGCAUUUCGUUGACUUUAGCGACCAGCCCUGGAUAAUCAAGCCACAGUUGGUACGCUACGGUUGCUUCAUGGGAGGUCCCGAGAAAAUGUUAUACCUCUACGUACCGAUGCUGAUUCUAAUCAUGUGCAAUUGGAUGUUCUUCCUGAUGACUGCUUUCAAUGUGUGGCGGCUCAGUCGCGGUACGGCUGUCCUGGAUUCGGCCGCUGCCGGAAACCCACACGCGCAUCGCACUCAGAGACACAGGUUUAUGGUGUAUUUAAAAUUAUCCAUUGUGAUGGGUAUAAACUGGGUAUUAGAAGUGGUUAGUUCUCAACUCCCCGAGCUUCAAAUCUUCAAAGUUAGCGACCUAUACAACGUCAUGGUCGGCUUGUUCAUAUUCCUCAUCUUCGUUUUCAAGAAGAAAAUACUAAGGAAACUCAUGAAAAAAUUGCCGAACAAGAAGCGUUGGGCUCCGGCGUCGAAGAGCUACGAAUCAGACAGCAGCACGUCAGACGGAAGCAGCCAAGAGACUUCCUUGCCUUUGGUUUGUUCAAUCCCAAAGGGGCCUAUCGAAAAGAGCACUUAAGAUAUAUCUUCAAAUAGAAAUGAGCCGAUCUUCGAACUGAACAAAACGCGACAUGCGCGAAAAUCUUGCCCAAUAAAAAAAUAUGCUCUGAGUGCUAUGAGGAAUUUUUUGAGAUUUCUGCCGUGAAGCAGUAAUGCGUUUCGGUUUGAAGGGUGGGGCAGCCGUUUUAACUAUACUUGAGACGUUAGAACUUAUAU